AUGUAUAAUCCACUGGCUCUCAUUUUCUGUCUCCUGUAUCUUAGCAAUUGCGUCCAAUCGAACGAUUGUGGCCAGGAUGAAUCACUCUACUGCCGCGGAGAACGUGCUCUGCGCAUUGCGAUAAGAAAUUUGAAUAAAAGUGACAAGCCGCUAGUGAUAAUGCCUGGCAUGGAGAUAGUACCAAUGCACAAUGAAUCAGCAGUUGGUAAAGAAAAUCCGGAAGAGACUCUCCUUGAUAGUCUGGCCAACUAUUUGCGAACGCACGAGGUCAAUGUCAAAUUAGUUGACUUGUUGGAAGAGGGAAAACUGGUGGAACAAGCAUCAGAGGCACGCAAGAAGGAUAAAGGCCAGGGACUGCUACUGGCCAUGGCACUGAUGUUUGGCAAAAUGAUGGCAGUUGUGGGACUUGGUGGCAUUGGAGCUUUGGCCAUGAAGGCUCUAGGCGUUGCCAUGGUGGCUCUAAUGAUGGCCGGAAUGCUGGGCUUAAAAACAGCUGCUCAGCAUGGAAACGAGUCGAGUCAUAGCAUUUCAUAUGUCACCGGUAAAGGACAUCAUCAUAAGCGACGACGACGAGCGGCCUGGCAGGUGGUCUCCGAGCAGCAGGAACAACCUUUGGCCUACCGAGCCUACAUAAACUAAAAAUGUUUGACAAUCAU
This is a messenger RNA of Drosophila willistoni, 656 nucleotides long. RefSeq lists its product as uncharacterized. NCBI's taxonomy places the organism in Eukaryota, Metazoa, Arthropoda, Insecta, Diptera, Drosophilidae. The coding region runs from base 1 to 639 and encodes 212 amino acids. The transcript has 2 exons. The record is from RefSeq and is a predicted model, not a curated record.